Messenger RNA from Heterotrigona itama, 3518 nucleotides. Lineage: Eukaryota; Metazoa; Arthropoda; Insecta; Hymenoptera; Apidae. The record is from the annotation of a GenBank genome assembly.
AUGAAAUCACGUCCUAUCCAAAGGUGCUCGAGAACGAUACAGACCAUCACCAUGGAUAUUGAAGAGUUUCGUGUGCGUGGCAAGGAGAUGGUGGAGUACAUUUGCGAAUUCAUGAGUAACAUUCACAAUCGGAGAGUAACGCCGGACGUUGGUCCCGGAUAUUUGAGACCCCUUCUACCGUCGGAAGCACCGCAAGAACCAGAGUCUUGGGAGCACAUUAUGAGGGACGUCGAAUCGAAGAUCAUGCCCGGAAUAACUCACUGGCAACAUCCACGGUUUCACGCGUACUUCCCAGCCGGAAAUUCUUUCCCAUCGAUUCUCGGUGAUAUGUUGUCGGACGCGAUAGGUUGCAUCGGGUUUUCAUGGGGUUCGGCUUCGGAGUGUAUUUUAGUGUGUAUGCUGGCAGCAAGGGCGCAAGCAAUUGCCAGAUUAAAAGAAUCACCUGCUCACGCACAUUUGGACGAAACUGCUCUAUUAGGAAAGUUGAUGGCUUAUUGCAGUCGUGAAAGUCACAGCUGCGUAGAGAAAGACGCGAUGAUUUGCUUCGUGAAAUUGAGAAUUUUGGAGCCCGAUGACAAAAGCGUCCUUCGUGGCGAAACUUUACGCCAGGCAAUCGAGGCUGACACAGCCGAAGGAUACAUCCCUUUCUUCGUCUCCACUACUCUGGGCACGACUGCUUGCUGUUCCUUCGACAAUCUCAGAGAAAUCGGCCCAGUUUGUAAAAAAUACUCCGGCGUAUGGUUACACGUGGACGCAGCUUACGCAGGCAACUCGUUCAUUUGCCCGGAAUUGAAGUACCUGAUGGCUGGCAUCGAGUACGCGGACUCUUUCAAUACCAACACGAACAAAUUCUUGUUGACGAACUUCGAUUGUUCCUGCCUUUGGGUUCGCGAUAGAUUCAAGCUGACCGGUGCGCUCGUCGUCGAUCCGCUUUACCUCCAGCACACUCACGCGGAUACAGCCAUCGAUUACAGACACUGGAGCAUACCACUGAGCCGACGAUUUCGAUCGUUGAAACUGUGGUUCGUGAUGAGAAGCUACGGGAUAUUCGGUUUGCAGGCCUACAUUCGGAAUCACGUGCAACUGGCGAAAAGGUUCGAGGCGUUGGUGAGGAAGGACGCGAGAUUCGAACUCUGUAACGAAGUUGUGCUGGGUUUGGUAUGCUUCCGCGCGAAAGGCACCGACAAGCUGAAUCAGAAGCUCCUCAGCACUAUCAACGACUCCGGGAAGCUGCAUAUGGUGCCCGCCCGAGUGAAUCAACGUUUCACGAUUCGUUUCGCGCUUGCUGCGCCGAAUGCCACCGCUUCUGACGUUGGAUGUUAUGGACGAGCUGGCAGACAUCCGCGAGAAGAAGAGGAAAGCCACCUUGGAGCAGAGAAGGUCCUUCUUCGUUCGCAUGGUGUCCGAUCCUGCGAUUCAGCCUGGUUUCACGAAAACGCCGAACAGGACAGGGGCGAAACUCGAUACUCAAGCAACGAUCGGUGGCAUCGGCUCGAAUCCUACGAACACUGCAACAUUUCGUCAUUUGGACACCAUGGUACGACUAAAAGCAAGCGGCACCGGAAGUCGCCGCGGCAGCAGCAACGGAUGCAGCCCGGAUCCAUCGCCAUCCGCCUCGCCGUCCCGUGGAAGAUCGCCAAACGGCAGGGCGGAUGUACGAAGAGGAGGCGCGCAUAAAACUGACCGGCGCUAUGGCAGGUGCCAUCAGUCUCGGUUCCAACGCGGGACAGACGUUUGUUACGCGUUUCCUCGGCAAGUGGGAUCGUGCUUCGAAACAACUGAAACGACGAUCUCCAACAAUUAUCAUGAACAUCGAUGAGUUUCAAGUACGCGGCAAGGAGAUGAUCGAGUAUAUUUGCGAGUACCUACGCACCUUGGAGGGGAAGAGGGUGACGGCGAACGUGGACCCAGGUUAUUUAAGGCCCCUUCUACCGAAAGAGGCUCCGGCGAAAGGUGAAUCAUGGGAUGCCAUAAUGAGGGACGUCGACAGCAAAAUAAUGCCCGGGGUGAGUGUCAACUAUGGGCUUCCAAACGUUGAGAACACGGAUGGUUUGCAGAUCACACACUGGCAGCAUCCACGUUUUCACGCGUACUUUCCAGCGGGCAACUCGUUCCCUUCGAUCCUCGGCGACAUGCUGUCGGACGCAAUCGGCUGCAUAGGUUUCUCUUGGGCGGCGAGCCCGGCCUGUACGGAACUGGAAACCAUCGUACUCGACUGGUACGCAAAGGCGAUAGACCUGCCGCCGGAGUUCCUAGCCGAGCACAAAAGCUCGAAAGGCGGUGGAGUGAUACAAGGUUCAGCCUCCGAGUGUAUUCUGGUCACUAUGCUCGCGGCACGAACCCAGGCGAUUCGAACCUUGAAGGAGCAAGACCCGAACACCGAGGACUCGGCCUUUCUACCACGAUUGGUUGCCUAUUGUUCCACGGAGGCCCAUUCCUGCGUCGAGAAGGCAGCAAUGAUCAGUCUGGUGAAGCUUCGAGUUCUGGAGCCGGAUGAGAAGGGCUCGUUGCGAGGUAAGCGACUGGAAUCCGCGAUCCGGGAAGAUGUGGCGAACGGUCUGGUCCCGUUCUUUGUCUCGACCACACUUGGUACCACCGGGUCCUGCGCGUUCGAUAAUCUAGUCGAGAUUGGACCAGUGUGCAAACUGUAUCCCAACAUUUGGUUGCACGUGGACGGUGCUUACGCCGGGAACGCGUUCAUUUGCCCGGAAAUGAGGCCGUUGAUGACAGGCAUCGAGCAUGCAGACUCGUUCAACACGAAUCCCAACAAGUGGUUGCUCGUCAAUUUCGACUGUUCCUGUCUUUGGGUACGGGACCGAGUGAAGCUCACGUCAGCGCUCGUCGUCGACCCGUUGUACCUUCAACAUGCUAGAUCCGGCGAAUCGAUCGAUUAUCGUCACUGGGGGAUCCCUUUGAGCAGACGAUUCAGAGCGUUGAAACUGUGGUUCGUAAUGAGGUCGUACGGGAUCACAGGAUUACAGAAAUAUAUAAGGAACCAUAUCAGACUAGCGAGACGGUUCGAGACGCUGAUGAGGAGGGACAAGAGAUUCGAGAUCACUAACGACGUGAGAGUCGGUCUGGUUUGCUUCAGACUGAAAGAGAACGACGAGAUCAAUCAAGAACUUUUGGCAAAUAUCAAUGCAUCCGGUAGACUUCAUAUGAUCCCAGCUAGAGUGAUGGGCAAGUAUAUUUUGAGAUUCUGCGUAAUUAAGGAGAACGCUACCGACGAUGAUAUCGAUUACGCCAUGGACGUGAUCGAAGAACACGCGACGGAAGUGAUGCUCGCUCAUUACGAAGGAACAGAAGACGAGUUCAGGGCGAAGGGACCAAAGAGUCCCGCUGCCUUGGACAAGAAGCUCGUGCGAAAGUUCAGCUUCACCAGGAGCGUGACCAGGGACGUGUACAAAAGGUCCAUCUCGAAAUCGAGCCUCCACGACGGCGCUACACCUAUCAUGGUCGUCGACGAUAACUCGCAGGUUGAUACCAUUGAGGAAGACGUGUUCUGCAACAGCAGGUAG